AUGGCGCUACCAACAGUGGUCCUUCGGUGUCCCUGUCCGUCCUCAGCCUGUUCUAUGGUUUGGCUGCGCCUCCAAAAACUACGGGAAACGAGGGCUUUUCUUCUGAGUCGACACUAUGAGACGACCAAUGGCGGAGAUGCAAACACGACAGCUUCCUCUUCUUCUAGUCGACCCUAUGAGCAUGAGACGAGCGGCCCGAAAAUAAAUAGAAGUAGGGAUUACACGAGAGACAUCGUAGGAGGACGUGGCUCUCCUUCUUCCUCUAGAGCAGUAAGAAGUCACGAUGUUCUUGCGCGGAGUACUUCUAGGAGUAGUUCACUUGAUGCUUCUGCUGAGGACGGGGACAACAUACAUCAUCCUGAGUUGAGCCUUAUGCUGAAACAAAAAGCAGAAGCAGCAUCCUCUGGCUCGGGGAACAACAGCGGGAAUCAUAUGCUGUUGAAAGGACCAAACUGGCAUAAUAUGCUGACAUCAAGAACGAGACUUGGAGGACUGCUGGGAACCUUAGGUUCAACAGGAGACUCGAGCAGUGAGAAUAUUCAUCUUCGAGUCCCUACUUCUAAUAAUUAUCGUGCUUCUCAAGGUCAAGAUCAAGAAGAAGCUGGUCGUGUACAAGACUCUGGUCGUGUUGUACCACAUGACAAACAGAAGCAUCAGACGAGUGAAAUGACACGAAUAGGAAUAGAAGAAGAAUUAGAUGACACGAGUUCUACGGAAAACCAAAGAGAGCAACUCGCGUAUCGGAUCACGGUUGAAGUAUGUGGAGAAAAAGUUGACAUGAUAUCUUCUGGUCGCGGAUUUGAAAAUGGUAGUAGUUCUUCGGAAGAUUUUAUCUGUCUGCGAACAUCCGAGAUGCUUGACAUGGCUGAAGAAGCAGCCCAAAAAUGGAAACCGGUCAUAGAAAAACUCUAACUCAAGGCGCGUGCUUAUAAAAAUAAAUGAACAACAAGUUGUUGCGAUGUCAUGUGUUACUACAACUCCUGUUCUUGGUGGAGCAGCGAACUCAGGUGCUGCAUCACGGCGCGAUGCUGUUGUCAAUCCGAAUGACGCGCGAAGAUAUUCGUGAGAGGAGACUGUGCGACGAGAUGAAGUUGUACAAUUCGACGUCACCAUCAUGGUCUCUCAUCUUGGUCGUGCAUUCACAACCAGUAAGUUGAACGUCAUGAUAGCUUCGGUUUGCCUGCUGAAGAAGCCACCUACAUCUUAGAACUCAGAUGCUCAAGCAUGGCAAGAAGAAGCGCUGGAGAAGACCAAGAUACCGCAAAAUCUAUAAUUUUCCCAAGACGGCUACAGCUAUCGCCAGUCACCGCCGAGUGCCAAUAAUCAUCAGGAUGAAGAUGGGGGUGUGAGUCUGCAAUACCGCAAGGACAGCCAUGAUACCUGGCGUGCAGACCAGCCGAUCAGAAUCACAGCAGCUCAACAGACGUGUACUAGCUACUGCGUACAUGACUAACGCGUUGUACACGAUUACCAUGUAGUACACGACUACUCCGCACACGACUACUCCGUACACGACUGCAGCUCCAUCUACGCACGCAACAAGGGAAACCAACAAUGUGUGCAAGAGACAACAGACUUUUGGCGGCUAUGAUGUGGUGUGCCAGUGUAUACCAACGGUCACAACUUCUCGUCUCUUUGAUUGAUCCAGACAUACUCCAGAGCAUCCAUUUCGAUACAUCUCAGAGUAUCUUUUAUGUCGCAUGGUCUGUGCGACUGAAGAUCACUGGGAUUGCCCUCUUUACAUUAAAAGAUGUAACAACUACUUCCACCGGAAGUGCCAUGAAGUCUAGCUAGCGUAGGACGGGAUAAGUCUGGGAUUAUGUUGUAACUGAUUUUUUUGGAGUAUGCAUUUAUUUCAUAAUUUUUUGCAUACGGAAAAAAAUAUAGACAAAAAUUGAUGUUUAUCGGAUUCCUAGUUGUAUGGUUCUGGUAUUUGGUAACCUGAAUUUGAUCCUAAGGGUUCUCUUCUUGUUUUCCGUUAGGAUCAAAUUCAGGUUACCAAAUACCAGAACCAUUCACUAGUAGGAAUGCAUAGAAGAAGGUAGGUUUGAUUUUAUUUUUGGGUCAAUCUUUGCUUCACGAGCUACUUCUAGCUUUGUGCCUGAGUGACGGAGUAAUGUACUACCCAGUUUCUUCUCACGUGAUCUUGGCUUCCUCUACAACUAGAUCCUCAACCUCUUUCACACCUGUGUACUAUGGUCUCACCCCACGAGAAUCAUCGUUGAGAAUAUUCGAAAAGUAUCGUUGUUGCCCAUUAGUGUGUUUUUGGCAAAAGCAUGCUGAUGCUUCGGUCUCAAUGUCUCGAUUUCUUUCAUUGUCUGGAUUUUCUUGUGUUUUUGUUCGCCUAGGGCUCUGUUGAAUUUCCCUCUCGUCGUGGACUACAGAGGACGCAAGAAUUCGAAUUUGUGCAGAGCAUGCACGACUCUGACAAGCAUCAAAAGAAAUGAAUGGACACUCUGACCACUCCUUGUUUGCUCGUCAGAAAAACCUAUGCAUUGAGGCCACGGCUGUUGACGUCGUGCAGGCC
Amoebophrya sp. A25 is the source of this 2527-nucleotide messenger RNA. The record is from the annotation of a GenBank genome assembly. NCBI's taxonomy places the organism in Eukaryota, Dinophyceae, Syndiniales, Amoebophryaceae.